UUUCUGCUCUCAUUGUAGUAGCCUCUACCUUGCCAGUUUUAUUUUCAUGGUUUUACUGCAAGUAGCCUACGGUGUCGAUUAUUAUUUUCUCCAGCAGUGCAAUUACUUUGUAGGGGUUGCUUCAAGCCAUGAAAUCAGUCACAGGUUGCACUGUUUUGCAGCGCCUCAGAACGAGGGUCUUUGGUGCGAGCGCUUCACUGUCGCUGUAGGACCAGUUUACCUCAUUGUGCGUUGACGUUGCGUCGUCAGACACAUAGGCUAGACAUAAUAGAGUUUGAGUGCCUGAAUUUAAAUCAUUCUUGACGGACUGUACAUGCAGAUUGCACUUAGUUUUGCAUGGUCAAGAAAUAGUCAAAAGUUGCAGAAACCAGGGGAUCACCUAAGUGCACGGAAAAAAUGGAGAGAGAAGCGGCAUCUUUGAAGCAGCAAUAUUGCAGCAUAACUGUCAUGAACGUUAUCUCGUCUUUAUUCUCUGUGGCGUCCCUUUCCUUUUGCAUAUUAUUAAGUGUGCAAACAUCAGAGAUCACGGACAGGGUUCUGGAUUUGGAAACUGGACAUGGCGAGCAAAUCUUUCACGGAGUCCCCAGCUUUUCCGUGGAUCAGUUUAAUUCAUUGAUUCAAGAGAGAGUGGAUGAGCUCCUGUCACAGCGCUCCUAUGAAAAUUUCUCGAAGAUACGGAUUGCCCGACAAGUUAGCAAUACUCCUGAUUGCAACUGUCCCCCAGGCCCGCCAGGAAAGCGGGGAAGAAAAGGCAGGAAUGGCGAACCUGGACCUCCUGGUCCUCCUGGUCUACAGGGUGACAAGGGGGAUCAAGGCGACCAAGGACCGCGGAUGGUCUUCCCUAAGAUCAAUCAUGGCUUUCUUUCUGCUGACCAACAGCUCAUAAAGCGGCGGCUUAUUAAGGGAGAUCAGGGUUCGGCAGGUCCACCAGGGCCUCCUGGACCCCCAGGUCCGCCUGGCCCCAGAGGGCCACCAGGGGACACAGGCAAGGAUGGGCCCCGGGGAGUGCCAGGUCUGCCGGGAGAACCCGGGACCCCAGGAGAGCUAGGACUGAUGGGACCUGAGGGGCCACCAGGACAAAAGGGUUCCCUCGGGCCUCCUGGCAUCCCAGGUGUUGAUGGGCUGAAGGGUGACAUGGGAGAAGAUGGGCAAAGAGGUGAAGUCGGGGAGAAGGGUGAUGCAGGCUCCUCUGCUGCAGGCAUUAAGGGUGAACCAGGAGAGCCAGGACGUGGAGGAACAAAGGGAGAGCCAGGACUGCCAGGGCUGCCUGGACUUCCCGGGAUAAAGGGUGAGCCUGGAUUCCUAGGACCUCAGGGAGAACCGGGGCUCCCAGGACUACCAGGAACCAAGGGCGAGCGAGGGGAACUGGGCCCACCAGGCAAGGGAGAGCGGGGUGAGACUGGACAGGCCGGUCAAAAGGGAGGGGCAGGAGAGGCAGGGACCCCAGGCCCUAGAGGUUCAAAGGGCGAGACAGGAGACAAGGGAGACCUGGGCUCUAUGGGACCAAGGGGACCCCCUGGGCAGAAAGGUGACCAAGGAGCCACUGAAAUCAUUGAUUACAACGGGAGCAUCCAAGAGGCUUUACAGAAGAUUACCACUAUUACAGUGACGGGUCCCGCUGGGCCUCCUGGACUAUCAGGACCAGCGGGAAUCAAGGGAGAUCAAGGCAUGCCUGGCCUCCCUGGACUGGAUGGUGAAAGGGGUUUCAAAGGUUCCAAAGGAGACAUGGGAAUCCCUGGCACGUCUGGAGACAAAGGAACUGUUGGCUUACCUGGUUUACCAGGCGUCAAUGGAUUGAAAGGAGAUAAGGGUGAUUCUGGUCUGCCUGGUCCUCAAGGGCCCUCAAUUAUUGGCCAACCUGGAGCACCUGGGCCCCAUGGCCCCCCAGGCCCCAUGGGACCCCAUGGCUUCCCUGGACCAAAGGGGGAGGCUGGGAAUCAUGGUCUGAAGGGCGUACGUGGGGAGUCAGGGCACAAGGGGGACAGAGGAAUCCUGGGCCUCCCCGGAGCCUCCGGCUUGGACGGCAAGCCUGGAAUUAGGGGUAUGGACGGGCCUGUGGGUCCCUCCGGUCCAGCCGGGCCAAAGGGGGACAGAGGUGAGAGAGGAGCUGCAGGUGAACUCGGGCCAAGGGGACCUUAUGGACUUCCUGGAGCGGCUGGAACACCUGGCCUUGAUGGGUUGCCAGGCUUAAGGGGAGAGAAAGGCGACCCGGGGGAAAGAGGAGAAAAGGGGGAGAAGGGAAAGAAGGGCAAAAAAGGGCCUAAGGGGGAGAAAGGAGAACAGGGUGCCCCUGGAUUAGAUGCACCCUGCCCAUUGGGGUUCCGGGGCUUUAAGGGUGAAAAGGGAGAGCCAGGGCAGCCUGGUCUGGAUGGGCUGGAUGCCCCGUGCCAAUUGGGCCCAGACGGACUACCAAUGCCUGGUUGUUGGCAAAAGUGAUCAAUCUAACCCGAAAAGCAUGGAGUUUGUAAAAAAAAAAAAAAUAUUGUUGGGGUAUUUAUAAUUUUUUUUAAAUAUAAAAUAAAUAAAUCUAUGUGUACAAUGAAAAAGAGCAAAGGUCCAUCACUCCUAGCUGCUUCUACUCACCUCGCUCUGUGGAACGUGUGUCACUCUCACAUCCGCGUCUUGGAGUCCAGAUCUUUGGCCAUCGGCAGAACUUGCACACACACAAUUAUGUUUAGUCCUUGCAUGACCAGAGUGCUCGGGCACAGAUUGGAAUGUCAUGGCUAAUUCGGAUUCAAGGGGAGUAAGGAAGUCGUGACAGCAGAGGAUGAGGAGAAGGAGGCGUUGGAGGGAUCUGAACUGGCUCUUAACAGCUCUAGCUCUCGCGUUCACCAUCCAUUAAUGCCAUACUACUAGCUCAAAAGACUCCAUCCCAACAAAACACCCUCCACACCCCCCAAAAAGCAUGAGGACUGUCCCAAACUAUAUUUAUAUGUAUUAAUAAACAUAUUUCAUUGGUGUGUGAUCGAAUUGUAUGGCUUCAGCAAAACACUAACUGGCUGUCAAUCUUACCUACUCAAAAAAGACAACCCAGAGCUCAACAUUUUAUUUGUUCCUUUUUCUUUUAAUGUUCCAAAGGGAGUCACGCCUUGGCUGGUGGCUUGAAAAGAAUUGUUGGGUAGAGUUGGGUUGACUUUCUUUAUUGUGGUGAGAUCUGCAAUGGGUCAAUAGAUGCAGGUCUGCACCGUUGCACUUAUCUGGGUCCCAGGGCCCAUUCCCUGCCAACGGCCGCUUGUUAUUGGACUCAGAGGAGAGUGUGGGAGCUCAAUGCACUGUGCACAGCCAAUCGGAAAGGAGCUAGGCUGACAAGGACUUCGGAUUGAACAGACCUGUUUGAGAUCCCUUGGAGUAGGGCAGACAGUGGGCCUCAGCAGAGAGAUUACAAUCAUCUCUCCUGCCAAUCACUGGUCUCCAUGGAGACCAAGGAGCGUCUGCCUGUAACAAUGUUACAGUCACAACACUACAAGGUCAAGAGGGUCAAUGGAAUUCUGCAUUUUCAGUUAAAGUUUGCUCUUCUACUUACUUUAAAAAAUGUUUUAUGUAUAAUAGCCUUUGGUGCCUCAAGCUUUUGUUCAUUCCUUUAUGAGAAAUGUACAACUUUUAUUCUGCUUUGAGUAACUGGAAUGGUGUUUAUUGCGGAAUGGCAACCUCUUGUAAAUUGUUGAAGUAUAAAAACACCUACUUUGCGCACUGUUGUUAGUAUGUAUUGAACGUUGAUAUUACUGGGUGUUAAUAAUAUGGCAUGUACAUUAUGUAUUCAAAUGAAAAUAAGCUUCUGUGUAACGAAAGGGAAUUUGAGUUGGUAGCACAGAUUGAAGUAAUUUUGAUGAUUACACAGCAUCAGCUUUUACACUGAUUUGAAGAAGCAUACAGUUUGUGCAAACACCAAGUUAUAUAAUAUUAUAAUAGCACUUGUUCAUUGUUGCCAUUAAGUGGAAAAUACAGUCGGUGAGUUACAAUGUGCUGCACUGCAAGUUUCUUGUAUCUUAACAUUUAAAUGCAGUGUUUAUUUGCAGUAAUAUGUCUGCAACAAUAACAUGUUUGUACAUUAUGACCUGGUAAUUCAGUAUGGUACAUUUGCAGGUGAAAAUGCCUUUUGGAAAAAUCAUAAUUUUUUUGCUAGAUAAUUGUUGUUUUUUCCAAAUGUCAAACGGCAGUUUGCCUCAAUUGGGUCAUGUCUACACUACAUGCAACAUUCUACCUUUUUUCUAUAUACAGUACCAGUCAAAAGUUUGUACACACCUACUCAU
Molecule: messenger RNA, 4250 nt
Organism: Coregonus clupeaformis (lake whitefish)
Lineage: Eukaryota; Metazoa; Chordata; Actinopteri; Salmoniformes; Salmonidae
Product: collagen alpha-1(XXV) chain-like
Exons: 37
Coding region: 397-2436 (679 amino acids)
Source: RefSeq, a predicted model, not a curated record